Messenger RNA from Nothoprocta perdicaria, 753 nucleotides. It is a transcript of the gene AGR2, whose product is annotated as anterior gradient 2, protein disulphide isomerase family member. The transcript is spliced from 7 exons. The record is from RefSeq and is a predicted model, not a curated record. Gene Ontology annotation, molecular function: dystroglycan binding. NCBI's taxonomy places the organism in Eukaryota, Metazoa, Chordata, Aves, Tinamiformes, Tinamidae. Gene Ontology annotation, cellular component: endoplasmic reticulum. The coding region runs from base 1 to 540 and encodes 179 amino acids.
AUGGAGAAGAGCUACAUGUCCGUGUUCCUGCUGCUUGUGGCCCUCUCCUGCACCCUGGCUAAGGAACCACCCAAGAAGGAGACAAAGGGGCCCAAGGAUACCAAGGACACCAAGGAGACCAAGCCCAAACUGCCACAGACACUCUCCAGAGGCUGGGGAGACCAUCUCCAUUGGACACAGACCUACGAGGAAGCCCUUUUCCGCUCCAAGACCAGCAAUAAGCCCGUGAUGAUCAUCCACCACUUGGAAGACUGCCCGCACAGUCAAGCACUGAAGAAAGUUUUUGCUGAAAACAAAGAGAUACAGAAACUGGCUGAAAAGUUUGUUCUCCUGAAUCUUGUGUAUGAAACAACAGACAAGAAUCUUUCACCUGAUGGCCAGUAUGUGCCUAGAAUUUUGUUCAUAGAUCCCAGYCUGACUGUGAGAGCAGAUAUUACUGGAAGAUACUCAAAUCGUCUCUACGCCUAUGAGCCUUCUGAUGCUCCUUUGUUGCUUGCAAAUAUGCAGAAAGCUCUGAAUACCCUGAAGACUGAACUGUAAGGGGAGGGAGGAAGCCCCUGAAUACCAUGAAGUCUGAUCUUCCAUCUCUUCUCCACUCACUGACAUGGAUGAAGAGACUAUUUACAGUGGUUUUUAGUGAUAUACAGUGCUGGUUUAUGUAUACUAUAAACACUAUGGUCUUACACCAGCACUCUUGUACUGGGCAGCAUUUUUAAAAGCUAGAGGCUUUUAAUUUUGAAGGCAUACAGAAUA